Messenger RNA from Chrysochloris asiatica (Cape golden mole), 981 nucleotides. RefSeq names its product arylformamidase (gene AFMID). The transcript is spliced from 10 exons. Lineage: Eukaryota; Metazoa; Chordata; Mammalia; Afrosoricida; Chrysochloridae. The record is from RefSeq and is a predicted model, not a curated record. The coding region runs from base 1 to 981 and encodes 326 amino acids.
AUGGAUGUGCCUCACGCGGGUCGCAGGGGUGAGGCCCCCUGGAAGAAGAUGUCUAAAGAGGAGCUGGAGACUCAAUACAGCCCCAGCCGAUGGGUCGUCAGGCUGGGAGCCGAAGAGGCCUUGAGGACAUACUCGCAGAUUGGAGCCCAGGCCACCAGCCAAGCCCGAGCCACCAGGAGGAGCCUGCUGCAUGUCCCCUAUGGAGAUGGACAGGGGGAGAAACUGGACAUCUAUCUUCCUGAUGGAGUGUCAACAGCCCUGCCCUUCUUUGUGUUUCUCCACGGAGGAUAUUGGCAGAGUGGGAGUAAAGACACCUCAGCCUUCAUGGUGGACCCACUGACCGCACAGGGAGUGGCCGUGGUGAUUGUGGCUUAUGACAUUGCGCCCGUAGGUACCCUGGACCUAAUGACAGAGCAAGUGACCCAGAGCCUAGUCUUCCUUCAGAAACAAUAUCCCAGCAACAAGGGGAUUUACCUGUGUGGACACUCGGCGGGGGCCCACCUCGCUGCCAUGAUGCUUCUGGCCAACUGGACCAAGCACGGAGUCUCGCCCAACCUCAGAGGCUUAUUCCUGGUCAGUGGGGUCUAUGACCUGGAGCCCAUCCUGCACACCUCCCAGAAUGACCUUCUCCUCCUGACAUUGGAGGACGCUCAGAGGAACAGCCCACAGCUGCGCUUGCAGACCACCCCGAAGUCGCCCUCAGUUCCUGCCCUUCACAUACUGGUGGUAGUGGGCCAGCAUGACUCCCCUGAAUUCCAGCGGCAUUCCAGGGAGUUUUUCCAGGUGCUGUGCCUUGGAGGCUGGAAGGCCACAUUUGAAGAGCUCCCGGAUAUGGACCACUUUGCAAUCAUUGAGAACCUAAGCCAGACACACUAUGUGCUCACCCAGGUGGGCCUGCACCGUCCCCCAGCCACCUGGCAGCUCCCUUUCGCUGUGAACCCACAAGUUCUAUCAGAACCCCUUAAUCUUGAGGAGCGGUAG